GUGACCACAGACAGAGGCUCGGGCAAAGGCCUAUAAAUGAGGUGCCGCAGCACCCAUGUCAAACCAAAUCAAACCAAGACUCAGCCUCGCUCAGAUCCAUUGUUUUUUUCACCCCUCCUGAAAUCUCAUCAUGGAUAUCCCCAUCCAGUAUCCUUGGUACCGUCGGGCCUUCCCUCAUCGGCUCUCUGACCUCCCCCCGGCAGAGCCUUUUGUUGACUGGCCCCACAUGUGGCCCUUUUCAUGGUCCUUGCCCUGGAUGCGCCAGUCGGCCAUGCGCUGGUUCAACUGGCCUGACAAUGGACACAGUGAGAUGCGCAUAGAAAAGGAUCGCUUUGUCAUUUAUCUGGAUGUGAAGCACUUCUCCCCUGACGAGCUGUCUAUCAACAUCAGUGACGAGUUCAUCACAAUACAUGGCAAACACGAGGAUAGACAGGACGACCAUGGCUUUGUGUCGAGAGAGUUUCUCAGGAAGUACAGGCUUCCUGCAGGCAUGUCGGGUACUGAUGUCACCGCCAGUCUGUCAUCUGAUGGUUUGCUGACAAUCACUGCACCUCGGUCAUCUUCUGGACAAGAGCGCAAUAUUCCCAUCUCCUGUGAGGAUGGGACACCGAAACAGAAAAUGUAGAACAAAGUCUGACGCUGCCGAUGCUGUUUCAGUUCUAACCAAAAGUGCUGCCUGUUGUUGUGUUUAAUCUGUCUCAGUUUAGACACGUGUAGGUGGGACAUGCAUGUCUAGAUGUCUACAGGUGUGUGGCUUCUAAUAAACCAGUAACUCCUGAUAGUGUCACAGCGAGACAAAUUGUUGCCUUAAUAAAAGACUAACAUGUUGAGUUUAGAUGACACCAUAUUGAAAUUUUCCAGAGACACACUGUGGUGACUUGUAGUUUAUUUUUCUAUCAAAAAUAACUUUUAGACAAAAAAUAUUCACAUCCACCAUGCAUGUCAGGCAAGGCAAGAUUAUUUGUACAGCACAUUUCAACAGUAAGGCAAUUCAAAGUGCUUUACAUAAAAUACAAAAUGCAACAAGUAGUCUAUGGAAAUGGUGCAUCAAGGCCAUGUCGUUCUAAUUUGAAUUCCCUAUCUUUAUCACACAUUUUACAACAUACCAUGUCUAAACUGUUCCUGCACUUUGGUGACAAAAUUAUAAGUAAUUGUUUUUUAUUCUAACCUAACACAUCUUGCAGCAUUUAUUAGUUGUACUGGGAAAUGCUAAACAGUCAAUUUAAAGGAGAUGAAAUGGGAAUUCCUGUCAAAAUUGUCAACUAAAGAUGAUAACAGACUGAAAUUGUUAGAAUUAAUUUGUUUUUACAAUAGUGUCAGUGUGGGUAUGAGUAAGAUGCCAACUUGAUUGUUGUAUGAGAUUAGUGUUGGUUUCAGUACGUGUGAGGAGGAAGGAGUUCUCUGGAGGCAUAUUCAGUGAUUUUAUGGUUGUUCAGUAAGAAUAAAAAACGCCACCGAAAGGACUUGGGACCAGGUGUGUUCUCUGUAGAGAGGAAGGAAAAGGGUGAACGAGCAGGAGGGAAAGUAGACGACAAAGAAAGAAUCAACUAAUGUUUGGAACUGAUCACUUUUCCAGAGAGCGAGGACUGGAGCAUGGACUCUGAGCUGCUAACUCUAGUGUGUGUGUUGGUGUGUGUGCAUAUUUGUUGGUGGAUACAGAAAUUGUUUGCUCUAUCUCCCCUUUAUAUUGGCAAAAACCCUUUGGCAUAUUAUUACAGAAUAAUCAAAUAGAAUAAACGUUGAAACUUAAA
Hippoglossus stenolepis (Pacific halibut) is the source of this 1751-nucleotide messenger RNA. Its product is annotated as alpha-crystallin A chain. Gene Ontology annotation, molecular function: protein folding chaperone. The record is from RefSeq and is a predicted model, not a curated record. Gene Ontology annotation, biological process: protein refolding; response to heat. Bases 131 to 625 code for a protein of 164 amino acids. The transcript is spliced from 3 exons. NCBI's taxonomy places the organism in Eukaryota, Metazoa, Chordata, Actinopteri, Pleuronectiformes, Pleuronectidae.